AUGAUUAAUGAUAGAGAAAGGGAUGUGAUUAAUGGUAGAGACAGGGAGGUGAUUAAUGGUAGAGAAAGAGAUGCGAUUAAUGGUAGAGAAAGGGAGAUGAUAAAUGGUACAGAAAGGGAUGUGAUAAAUGGUAGGGAAAGGGAUGUGAUUAAUGGUAGGGAAAGGGAUGUGAUUAAUGGUAGGGAAAGGGAUGUGAUUAAUGGUAGAGAAAGGGAGAUAAGUAAUGGUAGAGAAAGGGAUGUGAUUAAUGGUAGAGAAAGGGAGAUAAGUAAUGGUAGAGAAAGGGAUGUGAUUAAUAGUAGAGAAAGGGAGAUAAUUAUUGGUAGAGAAAGCGAUGUGAUUAAUGGUAGGGAAAGGGAGGUGAUAAAUGGUAGAGAAAGGGAGAUAAUAGUUUAUGAUAGAGAAAGGGAGAUAAUUAAUUGUAGGGAAAGGGAGGUGAUAAAUGGUAGAGAAAGGGAAGUGAUUAAUGGUAGAAAAAUGGAUGUGGUUAAUGGUAGAGAAAGGGAGAUAAUUAAUGGUAGCGAAAGGGAGGUGAUUAAUGGUAGAGAAAGGAAAGUGAAUUAUGGUAGAGAAAGGGAGAUAAUAAAUGGUAGAGAAAGGAAGAUAAGUAAUGGUAGAGAAAGGGAGAUAAUUAAUUGUAGAGAAAGGGAGAUAAUUAAUUGUAGAGAAAGGGAAGUGAUUAAUGGUAGAGAAAGGGAUGUGGGUAAUGGUAGAGAAAAGGAGAUAAUAAUGGUAGAGAAAGUGAGAUAA
Mya arenaria is the source of this 750-nucleotide messenger RNA. RefSeq names its product S-antigen protein-like. Bases 1 to 750 code for a protein of 249 amino acids. The transcript has a single exon. NCBI's taxonomy places the organism in Eukaryota, Metazoa, Mollusca, Bivalvia, Myida, Myidae. The record is from RefSeq and is a predicted model, not a curated record.